This is a messenger RNA of Piliocolobus tephrosceles (Ugandan red Colobus), 2347 nucleotides long. RefSeq names its product high mobility group box 4 (gene HMGB4). NCBI's taxonomy places the organism in Eukaryota, Metazoa, Chordata, Mammalia, Primates, Cercopithecidae. The coding region runs from base 1738 to 2313 and encodes 191 amino acids. The transcript is spliced from 2 exons. The record is from RefSeq and is a predicted model, not a curated record. Gene Ontology annotation, biological process: regulation of transcription by RNA polymerase II.
AAGUGAUGUCUGCCAGAUUUCCCCACUGUAAAGUUACUGUUUGUCUUUUUCCAUGUUCUAUUCAUUAGGAGUGGGUGGCUAAGUCCAGCCCACACUGUAGGAGAUGGGGAGUGCCAGCUGUUUUUAUUUCUAUCAUUUCAAUUUGUUUCAUCCUCAUGGCUUUAUUAUCAUCUCACUACUUCUCAGAGAUAUGGUUGUAAUGAGCUAGACUUGCACAAAGUUACUCAGCUAUAAAUGGUAAAGCUAGAAUUUGAACUUAUAUCUGUCUGGCUUCAAAGGCCAUGUUCUUUCCACUUCAUGUUACUGUCACCAAGUAAAGAGGAUCUCACAGUCUCCAAGGUGGAAGCUGCCUCUCAGCUUGUCUGGAUGGUGUUUUUCAAAUCCAUCCUUGGAGUGUGACCCAUCAGUGGGUCAUGAGAAGAUGAACGUUGAAGUCUUGGAACCCUGAGAAUGAAUCUGGAAAAAUUCAAAAUAUGGUCGUCUUAGGCAAGUUUCCUUGUCCGGCUCAGCUGCUGAGACCACACAUCUGGACCCUCAGUGCCCCGGCAGCAGCUCUGUGCAGGCAGGAUGAAGUAUAGGCUUAGGUCAAGCAAUCAGCAGUCAAAAUCCACACUCCCACCCGUGAGUGGCUGUUCAACCUUGAACACGUUACUUUUCAUGUUAAUGAAACCCGGUUUUCUAGUCCUGUAGAUUUGGGGCUAUCAUCAACCAUUAAGUUACAUUAAACCCAACGCCACACAGGCAAGUACCUAGCAGUGUCCAAAGGCCCAAAAAAUGACACUUUUUCAUCUUUUCUCUUCCCUCCAAUGGAAAGACUAGUGGAAUAUCCACAACUACUUUGACCAAAAGCCAGAAGCCAGCCAGUUUGAGCGUAGCUGUUACAGCUUUGUGUUCUAAACCUAAGAAAUGGGGACCCCUCACACAAGAGUGGGGAGGCUUCUGGAUGUGCUACAAAUUCCAUCUUAUUUUCAUGGACUCAAGUUUUAAUUAAUAAAAUCUCAAGGUUCUCCUCCCUCUUUCCCCUCACAUUUCUUCAGAGAAACGAAGAGUUCAAACUCACAGCCCAAGCGCUCAGGUUUUAAAUUAGACAACUUUGUCCUGACAGGAACCAAGUCACAGCUGUCAUACCUGAUUACUUUUAGAGUUACUACUAAACCCUUUGUAUGGCAUGAGCUGCCACUGUUCAAGGCAAACAGAAAGACUUUACAUUUUUUCAUGACAGCCCUGGAGCUAUCCACCUCCCUAUGUUCAUUAUUCUCAGCCUGUCUUUGGAAGGGAUGAUGCAGCAUCCUGACAAUCAUAUAGUGAGGAAAGCAGACCCCAUGGCCUGUCACUACAGCCUAGGGAUUUUAAGCCCCCAAAGUGCAGCAAAACCCACUGCCUCCAGAAAGCCAAGGAAAAUUAUUUCUGGGGGACAUAGCUGCCUCAUAGCCUUCUAUGAAUGAACCAUCAUCUUUCAUGAGAGGCAACCAUUGACCCUCAAGUAACCAACCAAUAAGAACAUCCGUACACAAAUGCCCACAGGCGUUGGCUGGGAUUGGCUGGCUUGUGGAUGAUGUCACAGUUUCCCUCCUCUGACUCAACAAUGCCAUCACCACUGAAAAGGCUGAGCCCUGACUGCAGCUCUUGCAGACAGAAAAACUCACCACAAGCAGAGCACCUUCUAAAUUGCUCCUGGAGUGUGGGGACAACAGUCUCUCCUGUUCAAGUUACUGAAUCCAGAAAAAAGAUGAACUUAUGAACAUGGGAAAAGAAAUCCAGCUAAAGCCUAAGGCAAAUGUCUCUUCUUACAUCCACUUUUUGCUGAAUUACAGAAACAAAUUCAAGGAGCAGCAGCCAAAUACCUACGUUGGCUUUAAAGAGUUCUCUAGAAAGUGUUCGGAAAAAUGGAGAUCCAUCUCAAAGCAUGAAAAGGCCAAAUAUGAAGCCCUGGCCAAACUCGACAAAGCCCGAUACCAGGAAGAAAUGAUGAAUUACGUUGGCAAGAGGAAGAAACGGAGAAAGCGGGAUCCCCAGGCACCCAGACGGCCUCCAUCAUCCUUCCUACUCUUCUGCCAAGACCACUAUGCUCAGCUGAAGAGGGAGAACCCGAGCUGGUCGGUAGUGCAGGUGGCCAAGGCCACAGGGAAGAUGUGGUCAGCAACGACAGACCUGGAGAAGCACCCUUAUGAGCAGAGAGCGGCUCUCCUGAGAGCUAAGUACUUCGAGGAACUUGAACUCUACCGUAAACAAUGUAAACAAUGUAAUGCCAGGAAGAAGUACCGCAUGUCAGCUGGAAACCGGUGCAGAGGGAAAGGAGUCAGGCAGAGCUGAUGGAUCCAGUUUGAAAAAAUAAAAUGCCAUUCAA